This is a messenger RNA of Solea senegalensis (Senegalese sole), 5555 nucleotides long. It is a transcript of the gene kdm5ba, whose product is annotated as lysine (K)-specific demethylase 5Ba. The record is from RefSeq and is a predicted model, not a curated record. The transcript is spliced from 27 exons. Gene Ontology annotation, molecular function: DNA binding; histone demethylase activity. The coding region runs from base 132 to 4583 and encodes 1483 amino acids. Gene Ontology annotation, biological process: chromatin remodeling. NCBI's taxonomy places the organism in Eukaryota, Metazoa, Chordata, Actinopteri, Pleuronectiformes, Soleidae. Gene Ontology annotation, cellular component: nucleus.
CUAGAUAAUUCGUCUUUGAGUUCAAAGGAGUGGAGAGAGUGGGCAUGAACUGAGAAACACAAAACCUACACACAUUUUCGGUGUCGUCGAGAAAAUACACGAAGCGACAGUCACCCAACAAAGAUGCAACGAUGAGUCAGCCGCAGCUGAAUGAGUUCAUUCCUCCCCCGGAGUGCCCUGUUUUUGAGCCCAGCUGGGAGGAAUUCGCCGACCCUUUUGCGUACAUCAACAAAAUACGACCCAUUGCGGAGAAAACUGGCAUCUGCAAGAUCCGCCCGCCGCCAGAUUGGCAGCCACCAUUUGCCUGUGAUGUUGACAGACUGAAAUUCACACCACGAAUACAACGGCUUAAUGAAUUGGAGGCUCAGACCAGAGUGAAGCUCAACUUCUUAGAUCAAAUAGCAAAAUUCUGGGAGCUCCAAGGAUGCACUCUGAAAAUUCCUCAUGUGGAAAGAAAAAUUUUGGAUCUUUACCAGCUGAAUAAGCUGGUGAAUGAAGAAGGAGGAUUCGAUGCAGUCUGCAGAGAGCGACGCUGGACAAAGAUAUCUGUUAAGAUGGGCUUUGCUCCAGGCAAGGCAAUUGGCUCUCAUCUGCGAACACACUACGAGAGGAUCCUGUACCCAUAUAACCUGUUCCAGAAUGGAGCCAAUCUGUCCAGGGCCACUUUGACCAAUGACACUAAAGAUAAGGAGUAUACCCCUCAUGACCUGCCGCAGCGCCAGUCUGUCCAGCCGCAGGAGACCUGUACCAUCGCCCGCCGUGCCAAGCGAAUGAAAUCUGAAAGAAGUUAUUUUAAAACUGAACCAGGAGAAGUUCGCGACAAACGUCCCAAUCUCAGGAGGAGGAUGGGAACAUAUGUUGCCAAACCAGAGCCUGUGAGAAUGGCAGUCACAAAGGUGAAACGGGAGCCCAGUGAACAUGGUGAUCUAACAGAAUAUGAAGACACUGAAUUGAAUAUGAUAAAAUCUCCCCACAAUAGAGUGGACCAGUAUAUGUGCCAGGUGUGUAACAAUGGGAGUGCUGAGGACCGUCUGCUGUUGUGUGAUGGCUGUGACGACAGUUAUCACACCUUCUGUCUGAUUCCUCCCCUUCAUGAUAUUCCCAAAGGCGACUGGAGAUGCCCCAGGUGUCUGGCUCAGGAAUGUGGCAAACCUCCUGUCGCUUUUGGCUUUGAGCAGGCUGGCAGGAGCUACACCCUCCAAAGUUUUGGAGACAUGGCAGACUCCUUCAAGUCUGACUAUUUCAACAUGCCAGUUCAUAUGGUUCCCACAGAGCUGGUGGAGAAGGAGUUCUGGCGUUUAGUCAGCACAAUUGAGGAGGAUGUCACUGUGGAGUAUGGAGCAGACAUUGCCUCCAAGGAGUUUGGGAGUGGUUUCCCUGUGAAGAACGGCCAUUUUGAGGUCCCUCCUGAGGAUGAGCAUUACCUGAGCUGUGGCUGGAACCUGAACAACAUGCCUGUGCUAGAUGCUUCCGUGCUGACGCACAUUACAGCCGACAUCUGUGGGAUGAAGCUACCCUGGCUGUACGUGGGAAUGUGUUUCUCCUCCUUCUGCUGGCACAUUGAGGACCACUGGAGCUACUCCAUAAACUACUUGCACUGGGGAGAGCCAAAGACAUGGUAUGGAGCUCCUGGUUCUUCUGCAGAGCAUCUGGAGUCUGUCAUGAAGAAACUGGCUCCUGAGCUGUUUGAGUCCCAGCCAGACCUCCUUCACCAGUUGGUUACCAUCAUGAAUCCCAAUACGCUGAUGAACAACGGAGUCCCGAUCUAUCGCACCAACCAGUGUGCAGGAGAGUUUGUCAUCACUUUUCCCAGAGCUUACCACAGUGGAUUCAACCAGGGGUUCAACUUUGCAGAAGCGGUGAACUUCUGUACAAUGGACUGGAUGCCCAUUGGCCGCAACUGUGUGACACACUAUCGCCAGCUGAACAGGUACUGUGUGUUCUCACACGACGAGAUGACUUGUAACAUGGCCGCAAAAGCAGACACGAUGGAUGUUGAGCUAGCAUCAGCGGUGCAGCAGGACAUGACUGUCAUGGUCCAACAAGAGGAAGAGCUAAGACAGAAGAUUAAAAAACUGGGUGUGAUGCAAUCGAGGCAAGUUGAUUACGAGAACCUCCCAGAUGAGGAGCGGCAGUGCAGCAAGUGUUGGACCACCUGCUACCUGUCUGGUGUCACCUGCGCAUGUAGUCCUGGCAAGACGGUCUGUCUGUACCACACUCAGAACCUCUGCUCAUGUCCUCAGACCAGCCUUGAACUCAAAUUCAAGUUUACACUGGAUGAGUUGCACAGACUGAUGGCGUCAGUGAAGCUGCGUGCUGAAUCAUAUAAAGAGUGGCUCUGUACUGUUAAGGAGAUUCUGGAGAGGAAUGGAAACAAGAAAAGAGGUUUGGAGGAGCUUCACAGUUUGGUGGAGCAGGCAGAAACAAAGGUCUUCCCAACCAACAGCCUCGUGGAUCAGCUCCGCACAGUCACCAUAGAGGCUGAUAAAGUUGCUGUGAUGGCACAACAGCUCCUGAAUGGGAAGAGACAGACGAGGUAUCGCUCUGGAGGAGGAAAGUCUCAAAACCAGAAUGAAUUGACUGUGGAGGAGCUGAGGUCUUUUGUUCAGCAGUUAGACAGCCUGCCAUGCACUAUCCGACAAGCCCCUUUACUGAAGGACCUGUUGAUGCGGGUGGAUGACUUCCAGCAGCGGAGUGACUGUCUCCUCUCCGAUGAGUCCCCCAGCCCAGUGGAGCUGCAGGACCUGCUGGAUGUGAGUCUGGGCCUGGACGUGGAGCUGCCACAGCUGCCCCUGUUAAGGGAGCGACUGGAGCAGGCUCAUUGGCUGGAGGCUGUGCAGCAAGCCAGCAGCUGGCCCGACAGCCUCUGUCUGGACACCAUGAGGAGGCUGAUAGACCAGGGUGUGGGUCUGGCUCCUCACAGUUCCGUGGAAAAGGCCAUGGCUCGUCUGCAGGAGCUGCUGACAGUAUCUGAGCAGUGGGAGGAAAAGGUGCUGGGCCUUAUCAAGGCCAGGCCAUAUCACGGCUUAGAAACACUUGAUGCUGCUCUACAAGAAGUAGAAAACAUCCCUGCUUAUUUACCCAACUGUCUCCAGCUGAAAGAUGUUGUAACCAAGGCCAAGAAGUGGCUACAUGAAGCUGAAGCACUGCAGCUCGGGGGACGUAUACCUCUGUUGGACAGCCUCUCUGAGCUGGUUCUCAGAGCAGAGGGCAUUCCAGUGAGGCUGGACCCACUGAGUCGUUUGGAAGCCCUCAUCAGUGAUGUUCAGGCCUGGAAGGAGAGCGCAGCAAAGACAUUCCUAUUGAAAAACUCCACUUUCUCUCUCCUGGAGGUGCUUUGCCCAAGAUGUGAUGUAGGGAGCGGGCAUCAGAGGUCAAGAUCUAAAAAAGCAAAAGAUGCUCCACAGAUCAUUAAAAAACCUUCAUCAAAACUGGAGUCUCUGUGCGACGUUGAGAGAGUGCUCUCUGAGAGCAGGGACACUGCUUCUGCUAUGACCACUCUGGCAGAGGUCCACCAGAGGGAGAUGGAGAUGUUGUUAGCUCUUAGGGCUUCAAAUGAGUCCAGGCUUCUUCCUGCUGAAAACUGUAGCACACUUUGCGUUUGUGUUUGCCAAAAGGCUCCUUCAGGUGCCAUGGUGCAGUGUGAGCUUUGUCGAGAGGUUUUCCACUGUGGCUGCAUGGAUGCUGCCUCAGACCUGGAGUAUGGCCAAGCCUGGCUUUGCCCUCUUUGUCAGCGGUCGAGAAAACCUCCUCUGGACAAGGUCCUGCCACUGCUGGCUUCACUGCAGAGGAUUCGGGUUCGACUUCCAGAAGGAGAUGCCCUGCGCUUUCUUAUCGAGAGGACAGUGCGGUGGCAGCACAGAGUACAACAGGCCUGCACAGAUGGAGUUCUUGAGAAAGUGUCAAAGACGAUGAGAACUGUACCCAGAAUAUCAUCACACCUGACUCAGGAAACAAAUGGUUCAUCUUUUUAUAUAGAGCAUCCGCCUGUUCCUCUCCAGGGACUUGGUUCUGAGCUGGAUGAGCUGAUGGUAGAGGGAUUCCUGCUGCAGGUCACUCUGCCUGAGACUGAGCAGCUGUACAGAUACCUGCUGUACAAACUGGCCCCCCUGCCUACGCAGAGCUCACCCACUGGGAACCACACGGAACAAUCUCGGAGAGGGAGCCCACAUCACAACAAGAAAGGAGACCCCAGUCUCAAAAAGGAGUCGCCGAAUGGUCCCAGCAAACGGACCAAGCGUCGUAAGGAAAGCUCCGAUUCCCAGCACAGUGAAAAGGCCAAGAAGUGCCGUAAAAAGAAGUGCAAGAAAAGCAAAGAGAAGAGUGAAGAGACCAAGAGGGCAAGUUCUCCGACGCACACAGGAUCUGACCCUUCUCAGUCAGACUCGGAGGAGGACUACUCACUGUGUGCUGCACCAUGGUGCAGAGAGCCAGAGGGUGACGAGGUAAACUGGGUCCAGUGUGACGGCAGCUGCAACCAGUGGUUCCACCAGGUGUGUGUGGGACUGUCUGCAGAGCGGGCAGAGAGCGAGGACUAUGUUUGCAUUAGCUGCACACAGCCAGACUACAAACGAGGAGAAUGAAGACCAAAACGUGACUUUGAAGGAUCAGCAGUUUUGUUGCCACAGCACUUAAGUGCACACCUGAACUCUGUGUGCCCUGUGGCCCCCACCCGCCACCAGUUAUUGUCUGACUUGCCCUUAGUGAACAUGGUGCUAUUUACUUUUACCAGAAUUACAAAAAGACUUCCGUCACUGUUUUCGUCUCGUGGCUGGUUUUUCAGCUAACCAACUAACCCUUUCUGAAACUUUCCAAGACUUGAUGCAGAUGUACAAAAUGGCAAACAUGUUUGAAGAACCAGGGAUAUUUUUCAACCAAAAAAGUCAAUUUGACAUCACAUUUGAAAACAUUUUUGUUUUUUUACAUGCAUCUAAACAAUGUGAAACUUUUCUCUUGUAGAGUAAAUAUUAUUUAUCUAAGCAAUAACUGAACUGAUUAAUGGAAGUUCAGUUUUCACCUGAGCUACAUUUGUCCUUAGAUGUUCUUUGAUAGGAUGCCUUUUUGAAACUUAAAUCCUGAAGAAUUCACUUUAUGAAUCCUAUGAUAUUACACCGUUCAGUUAAAAGUUGUGAACAAAUCUAAUCGGAAACAAGUGAGGUGAUGACUGUUUGUCUGAGCUUGCACACGUUUGCACCUGAAUUUUGCCCAUAUCCCUUAACAGUUAACUGUAGUAUUAAGUCAGGUUUUUCCUUUUGCACUGUCUGCAGAGGUAAGUAAGAUGAGCACUGGAUCUGUAAUUCAUGGUGCUGGGUGAGACUUGAUGAUGUUCACAGAGAAAGAAUGAACUGUCCGACAUCAAAGGAAUGUACAUUUUGUUUUUGGGUGGAUUUUCCCUUUAUAUGGUUUAGGAUGAAAUGUCGUGUUGGACUUAGAUUUAACACAGAUUGUGUGAUUGCAUUGCCACGGGUAUAUGACCUUUUUCUGCUCCUUUGGGUAAAUAAUAUAAUUCUUAUGUUGCAGUUUGCAUUAUAAAAUAAAAAAUGUUUGUUCCCAUA